GUUCAUACGCCGUAUUCGGCUCCGCGGGAUACCGUGUGAAUUGUCUGAUUGGAUAAUGCUUUAUCACAUGACAGCUCUGGGGUGCAGGUGAACAAGCAGGUGGGAUGGCGGCAGAUUUGACUCCUAAUCCCAGGUUCCGAAGGAUCCGCAGUAUGGGAGAGCUCCGAGCCCGCCGGAGAGGCUACAAAGGACCCUUCGAGGCAACCCAUUUGUGGAACAGUAUCAUCCAUGGCCUGAAAACUCAAGUGGAAGUAAGGAGCAGACGCCAGCAUCUCCGAACAUACCCAAACUGUUUCCUUGGCUCUGACGCUGUAGAUGUUGUUCUGUGUCAUCUUAUGCAAAAUAUGUAUUUAAGCAGCUAUGAUAUAUCUCGGACUAAAGGCAUACAGUUGUGCCAAGCACUCAUGGAUCACAAAAUAUUUGAGCCCGUUGGUUCAAAGCUUUUUAAGGCUGAAGCUGAACUUGUCUUUGAGGACAGCAAUAGUCAUUUAUACCGAUUUGUGGAGUCCAAAGGCGGUCCAGUCUACUCGGUAGACGAUAAGAGCUUUGGGAAGGAGAGGAGACGGUCCAGGACGGACCGUAUUGUAACAAUAUGUAACCCUUUAGCCUUAGACUCUGCAAACGAGAAGCUAAAUAUACUGCUUCACUGCAUUUGUGAGCAUCCUAAUGCACAUAUGACCUCUGAAAUCGGUAAACAAACCAGUGCCCUGUCACAAAAAGAUACUGAAAAUGUGUGGAAACAGCAGGUUAUGGUACGACUUUUACAGCUUGUAGACAUACCCAUUUUGGAAGACAUCUUGGAUUCCCCAGCAAAAGCGGACAAGAAGCAUUUCACAGAUUAUAUUGUUUCAAAUACUUUCUUAGACCGAGAAAUCAUGCAGACACUACAACUUCCAAAGUUGGAUAAAUGGCUUGCUGCAGCAGUGGACUGCUUGGAGUAUUUUCCAGAUGAGCAAAUUGUGAUGCUAAGUCAACAACUACCACAGCGUUCUGAGGACAAUUUGGAUCUUUAUAAGAAGAUGCUGUUUGAUGUUGUUGCAAAAUAUUACUCACAAGAGAGAGACCCGUUUAUCGAAGGGCAAAUGGUUACGAUUCUGCCUGGAGUUGUUGAACUCAUGGAACAAGGAAAAAGAAACCAAGCUUUGGAAGCCAUCCAACUUUAUCUAAGGCUGCUAAUGCCACAAGCCAGAGAAGAGCUCCGCAGAUUAAUAACAUUCAUGACAACUGCCUCUGAAUCUGAUGCUUAUAGGUUGCAGAAGCAGUUUGAUAACAAGGUUAUAGUGAUGAAAACCUUUACUAAAGUGAUUGCACAGAACACUGUGGUAUCAAAAGCACAAAGUGAAGAAUUUUCUGUGUUUUUAAUCGAAAAAUUCAGCGAACUCUUUAAGACUCCCAUGGAGUUGUUGGAUCUUGUAAGCACAAAAUUAAGAAGUCUACAGAAUGGAUUGGAUCCAGAUGACCAUGCAGGCUUCACGUUUUGUCAGCGUUUAACGCCUGAAGAAUAUGAAAGGGAGAGGUUUUCAUACACCAUAAGGGAAAUCCAGCAGUUAAAGGCAGCGGUGGACAGGAAUUGUUCUAUUCCAGAUAAGAAGAAAAAGAAAAUGAUGAAAGAAUUCCAGAAGUAUCAUCCUUCUGCUUUCAGUGGCCCAGUCCCAACAUGAUCCAAUUACAGUGGUGAAUUUUUAUGCACUUUUUGUUAAUUGUAAGAUGUUAUGUUCGCCUUUUAAGGAAAGAUGCAGAAAUUCCUUCUGCUACUUUCCAUGAUCUGCUUUUUGCACAAAUUUAAUAUAGGGGAUAUAUAAUUUAUUGCAGUGUUUUUGGGAUGGUUUUCCCUGGUUCUAAUUUGGCAAAUACUAAUCUGUGAGGGCUUAUUGAGUUUCUUAGGGGAUUGAUUUUUACAAUGCUGGUGUUGUCUAAGUAUGCAUGAAUGCUAGAUACUAACACAUGGCUUGUGAUCUCUGCAUGCUUAUUGGCAUCCGGUGCAGCAGUAUAGUAAUUGUUGAAAAUAAACUUGUACAAAUGCGUUCUAUAGAAAGUUAUGCUGCACUGAAUAUAUUGUGCUCUAUUUACUACAAGCAAAUAAGUUCACUUUGCAAGGGAACUAUGCCUUCAAUUUAAAGUGAUACUAAAGC
Molecule: messenger RNA, 2132 nt
Organism: Rana temporaria (common frog)
Lineage: Eukaryota; Metazoa; Chordata; Amphibia; Anura; Ranidae
Gene: DEPDC4
Product: DEP domain containing 4
Exons: 9
Coding region: 105-1661 (518 amino acids)
Biological process (GO): intracellular signal transduction
Source: RefSeq, a predicted model, not a curated record